CCCCUCCACUUCCUUCCUCUUCUCUGCUACACAGGGAGCCCAGGAGAUCUCUACCUCAAAGAUGUCACUGCUGCUGCUGCUGCCCCUGCUGUGGGCAGGGGCCCUGGCUAAGGAUUCAGGAUUCUGGCUGAAAGUGCAAGAUUCAGUGACAGUGCAGGAGGGUUUGUGCGUCCUCGUGCCCUGCACUUUCUCCCUCCCACCCCACUACCUCAGGAAUAACCCAGUUCAUGGUUACUGGUUCCGGAAAGGAGCCACUGUAUCCCUGGACUCUCCAGUGGCCACAAACAACCCAGAUCGAGAAGUACAGGAGGAGACCCAGGGCCGAUUCCGCCUUCUCGGGGAUCCCAGGAAGAACAACUGCUCCCUGCGCAUUGUAGAUGCCAGGAGGAGGGACAAUGGUUCAUACUUCUUUUGGAUAGAGAUGGGAAGUACCAAAUACAGUUACACAUCCACCCAGCUCUCUGUGCAUAUG
Molecule: messenger RNA, 472 nt
Organism: Callithrix jacchus (white-tufted-ear marmoset)
Lineage: Eukaryota; Metazoa; Chordata; Mammalia; Primates; Cebidae
Source: RefSeq, a predicted model, not a curated record